Messenger RNA from Cannabis sativa, 1983 nucleotides. RefSeq lists its product as uncharacterized. The transcript is spliced from 7 exons. The record is from RefSeq and is a predicted model, not a curated record. The coding region runs from base 1 to 1983 and encodes 660 amino acids. Lineage: Eukaryota; Viridiplantae; Streptophyta; Magnoliopsida; Rosales; Cannabaceae.
AUGGCAAUCACUCGGUCAUCUUCAUCCCCUUCUCCAGUUCUCAAAAAGAAAUCAAAAAUGGGCAAGAAAUCUUUGGCCAACAAAUCCAAGGGUAAACGCCCAAUCAUUGAUGAUUUUGAUUCUGAUUUUGAAGCUCCCAUGCCGAAGCGUGUGAGACCCCAUUCUUCGAAGAAAUCGAAGCUGAACUUGGAGGAGCCCACGCUUCCAGAAAUUUCUGGGAAAAAAUUUCAAAAAUCUAUUACACAUGCUGAAGAUCGGACUGAGGUUAUGUGUUUUGUUUUCGUUUUUGGUGUUUUCAAUCAUUCUUCGUUAGUUUCUUUUCAGUUUGGGACUUUUGGGCAUUUUCUGGAUAUGCCUGAGUUUGUUUUUCAUCCACAAGUCGUUCAUAGUUUAUUACUAAGGGAAGUUUCUGACCUAAUCCUAAGGAGUUUUGGGCUAAGGUUCUUUGGCCGUUGCAUAUGGUUUAGUGCCGAAGAAUUUUACCUGAUUUCUGGUUUAGAUUGUUUCGGUGAUUGCAACAAGUUGUUGUUUUCACAGGAAACAAAUCAAUUGGUAGAAACAUGUUUCCGUGGUGUAAAAACUAUUGACAACAAAGCCAUCGAGGAUGCUUUUUUGGGUAGUCGGUGGGGUUUGGAUGAGUCUAUUGGUUUGAAAAUGGCUGUUUUGUAUUUCAUUCAGUGUUUUCUUCUUAGCAAUACUCCUGACAAAGAAGUGUCUAGGUUUGUUCUAGAUGUAGUUGAUAGCGGUCGGUGGGAUGAGUAUUGUUGGGGUAGGGAAUCAUUUGAAUUGACAAUUGACUCAUUCAAAGGUAGGAUUGAGCAUGGGAUCAUUAUGAAAAAUAGAAAGGCAGAGAAGGGAGGCCAAUAUGAUGGCUGGUAUAGGGCAUUGGGAUGUCCUUGGGUUUUCACUGUUUGGUUUUAUGAAUGCUGUCCUGCAAUGGUGAACUCUUUAUGUAAGAGAGUUUCAUCUUCUAUUCCCAGGAUUCUGAACUGGAGCAACACCAUCGUCACCAAAAAUCCAACCCUUCGAGACUUGAAGGGCAAGAUUUUUGAUUUACCUUUGGAGAAGUUGAAGAUAAAAAACAUGCGUCCUACUGAUGAAGAGAGGCAGCAGCUUCAACUUGACGGUCUAUUUCUCGAUGAAUCUAUUGAUGAACGUGGUGUAGCGAAGCAAUCCUUCGAGGGUGGCUCAUCUUCAAAGAAGUCUGAUUCAGCAGAUAUUGAUUGGAUGAAAUCUAAGCUGGAGAUGCUCAGUUCGAAUCAAUCAUCAUUGGCCGAGGACUUCAUUUCGUUGAGGUGUUUUGUUGAUUUUAAUUUCAAAUCCGUAAUGACUGUAAUUAAGGAUAUCCAAGAGAAGGUUAAUGCCAUUCAUCGUCGUCCUUCUGACGAGGGAAAGUCAUCGGAUGAAUUAGUAACUCAAGAUUCUGAUGAUGAUGCUGAUGAUGAUGAUGAUGAUGAUGAUGCCGAGGAUGAUGAGAAGCAAUUGCCUGAUCCAGAAAAUAUUGAUUCCGACUCCGACGAUGGUGGUGAGUUGGUUAAAGUUGGUGGGGAUGCUGAUGAUGCUGACAAGGCUGUUACUGUUGUUCCUUCUGCUGAUGUGAAUCCUUUUGAGGAUGUUGGAGGGAGUGAUAAAAAUGUUAAGGAUGUUGAGAAGCCGAAGGGCGAUGAGUCUCGAUUGAAGGGGGACGAUUUCUUUGAUGGGUUGAGCCAACUUGUAAUAGAUGAUGAUCAAGUUGUGUUGGCUGGCUUGGAGGCUGUUGCUAAAAUCAAUGUCCCCGCACCCAAUCCAGAUGUUGUUGGUGAAAAGUCAGAUGCCCUUCAUACUGAUGAAGAAACUGAGGAUACUGUCUCUGAUACACCUCUGUUGGAUAAGAGGAAGCGUGCUCCGGCCUUGAAAUCUCCAUUUGUUGAUUUCGGGUCCGUCGAUGCUCGGGAGCACUCCAAUGGAGCUUAUGUCCUCAGGUUCUCAAUCAGCUGGGGAUGA